Recurvomyces mirabilis is the source of this 1716-nucleotide messenger RNA. RefSeq names its product D-lactate ferricytochrome c oxidoreductase (gene DLD2). Gene Ontology annotation, molecular function: catalytic activity; FAD binding. Bases 1 to 1716 code for a protein of 571 amino acids. The record is from RefSeq and is a predicted model, not a curated record. The transcript has 2 exons. Lineage: Eukaryota; Fungi; Ascomycota; Dothideomycetes; Mycosphaerellales; Teratosphaeriaceae. Gene Ontology annotation, cellular component: mitochondrion.
AUGCCAGUCAUACAUAGAGCCAUCCCAGCACUAAGGCGGCUUCGUCUCUCCAACACAGCGUUCCAGCAGCAGUCUCGUCUCCAACCACGACCAGCACAAGUCCUUCGUCCCGCAUCGCAAAUAGUCCAGCUUCGGCACCAACACAACAACACCGAAAAGGCCGAAGCAUCCACUUCAGCAGGCGGCGCAGAUCACUCACCACAAGAACAACCCGAUCGACCGCAAUCAAAGAUCAAAUACACCUCUGAAUCCUACCCGAACCUCAAACGGGACUCGCGGUUCAAGGAAGUGACGGCAGACGAUGUCAAGUUCUUCCGCGGAUUGCUGGGAGAAGGGAGUGCAGUCCUCGAUGGCGUCACCCAAAAGACAGGCGAGGAGGACUUCGAGGCCUACAAUGCCGAUUGGAUGAGAAAGUACAGAGGCCAGUGUCGACUCGUCCUCAAGCCGGAGACGACGGAGCACGUGAGCAAGAUCCUAAAGUAUUGCAACGACAACCUCCUCGCCGUCACACCCCAAGGAGGGAAUACUGGUCUAGUCGGUGGUAGUGUGCCCGUCUUCGACGAAAUCGUCUUAAGCCUGUCAAAACUGAACACCGUCCGCUCCUUCGACGACGUCUCAGGUGUACUAGUAGCAGACGCAGGAGUGAUCUUACAGCAAGCGGAUGAUUACGUAGCCCAACACAACCACAUCUUCCCUCUCGAUCUCGGCGCGAAAGGAACAUGUCAAAUUGGGGCGAAUGUGGCUACGAACGCGGGUGGGUUGAGAUUGUUGAGGUACGGGAGUAUGCAUGGAAAUAUCUUGGGCCUGGAAGUUGUGCUGCCCGAUGGGACGGUGAUGGAUGAUCUGGGGACCUUGAGGAAGAAUAACACGGGAUACGAUCUAAAACAAUUAUUCAUCGGAGCCGAAGGCACAAUCGGCGUGAUCACGGCAAUAUCAAUCUUGUGCCCCCAACGAUCACCAGCAGUCAACGUGGCAUACUUUGGUCUCGAAUCCUAUGAGAAAGUGCAAGAAGCAUUCAAAGAAGCCAAGAAACAACUAAGCGAGAUCCUCUCCGCCUUCGAACUCAUGGACCACCAAUCCCAAGACCUCUACCGCCAAGCCAGCGGCGCCAAACUGCCGCUCGAGAACGAUUACCCAUUCUACUGCCUCAUCGAAACAAGCGGCAGUAAUACGGACCACGAUAGCGAGAAGUUGAAUAAUUUCCUCGAGCACGUCAUGGGGGAGGAGAUUGUGCAGGAUGGUGUUGUGGCGCAGGACGAGACUCAGCUUCAAUCCCUCUGGGCUUGUCGCGAGGGUAUUUCGGAAGCGGGGCAGCAUUUCGGUGGCGUGUAUAAGUACGACCUUUCCAUCCCCCUGGGCCAACUCUACGACCUCGUAAUCGAAACUCGGGAACGAUUUCAGAAGAACGGAUUAAUGGGUGACAGUGACGACUUCCCAGUCAAAGAAGUGAUCGGGUACGGACACAUGGGUGAUUCGAAUUUGCACUUGAAUGUAGCGACACGACGGUAUGAUAAAGAAGUUGAGAAGGCGAUUGAGCCGUGGGUUUAUGAGUGGGUGAGUAAGAGGAAUGGGAGUAUUUCGGCGGAGCAUGGGUUGGGGUUGGCGAAGAAGGAGUUUAUUGGGUACUCGCGGUCGGAGACGAUGAUUGCGUUGAUGAAGGGGGUCAAGGGGUUGUAUGAUCCGAAUGGGAUUAUGAACCCUUAUAAGUAUAUAUGA